GCGCGGCGGGCGUGACGUCACGCGCCGGCCCCGCCCGCCGCCCGCACCGGCCUGGCAGCGCGCGCCAUGGCUUCGGGGCCCGCGGACGCCGAGACCCGGCAGCGGCUGCUGCGCACCGUCAAGAAGGAGGUGAAGCAGAUCAUGGAGGAGGCCGUGACCCGCAAGUUCGUCCACGAAGACAGCAGCCACAUCAUCUCCUUCUGCGCGGCUGUGGAGGCCUGCGUCCUGCACGGGCUGCGGCGGCGGGCGGCCGGCUUCCUGCGCAGCAACAAGGUGGCUGCGCUCUUCAUGAAGGUGGGCCGGAGCUUCCCGCCCGCCGAGGAGCUGAGCCGCAAGGUCCAGGACCUGGAGCAGCUGCUGGAGAGCGCGCGAACUCAGAUCCAGGGCCUCCAGGAGAACGUGCGGAAGCUGCCGAAGCUGCCCAGCCUGUCCCCGCUCGCCAUCAAGCACCUGUGGAUCCGCACGGCGCUGUUCGAGAAGGUCCUGGACAAGAUCGUGCACUACCUGGUGGAGAACAGCAGUAAGUACUACGAGAAGGAGGCUCUCCUCAUGGACCCCGUGGACGGCCCCAUCCUGGCCUCCCUGCUGGUGGGGCCCUGCGCCCUGGAGUACACCAAGAUGAAGACGGCGGAUCACUUCUGGACGGACCCUUCGGCCGACGAGCUGGUGCAGAGACAUCGCAUCCACGGCUCCCACCUGCGGCAGGACUCGCCCACCAAGCGGCCGGCCCUCUGCAUCCAGAAGAGGCAUUCGAGCGGCAGCAUCGAGUCCCUCUCGGCGCGGGACUACGUGGAGUCCCUGCACCAGAACUCCAGGGCCACCCUGCUCUACGGCAAGAACAACGUCCUGGUGCAGCCCGUGAGCGCUCGGAGGGACGACAUGGAGGCUGUGCCCGGCUACCUGUCCCUGCACCAGACGGCUGAUGUCAUGACCUUGAAGUGGACGCCCAACCAGCUGAUGAACGGGUCUGUGGGGGACCUGGAAUAUGAGAAGAGCGUCUACUGGGACUACGCCAUGACCAUCCGCCUGGAGGAGAUCGUCUACCUGCACUGCCACCAGCAAGUGGACAGCGGCGGGACGGUGGUGUUGGUCAGCCAGGACGGCAUCCAGAGGCCGCCCUUCCGCUUCCCGAAGGGCGGCCACCUCCUGCAGUUCCUGUCCUGCCUGGAGAACGGGCUGCUCCCGCACGGGCAGCUGGACCCCCCGCUGUGGUCCCAGCGCGGGAAGGGCAAAGUAUUUCCCAAACUACGCAAACGAAGCCCCCAGGGUUCCGCCGAGUCCACGUCUUCGGACAAGGAAGAGGACGAGGCGACGGACUAUGUGUUCCGGAUCAUCUACCCCGGCCUGCAGUCCGAGUUUGUCCCACAGGACCUGAUGGACGUCUCCAUGCACAGCCUGCCCUCGCUGUGGCAGCCCGGGCCCCGGAAGUCCUCCUGCUCGUCCUGUUCGCAGAGUGGCCUGGCCGAUGGCGGCUCAGCCAAUGGCUGCAACCAUGAGAGGGCUCCCCUGAAGCUUCUCUGCGACAACAUGAAGUACCAGAUCCUUUCCAGAGCCUUCUACGGAUGGCUGGCCUACUGCAGACACCUGUCCACGGUGAGGACCCACCUCUCGGCCCUGGUCAACCACGCGAUCGUGUCCCCGGACUUGCCCUGUGACGCCGGGCACGGGCUGACGGCCAGGAUCUGGGAGCAGUACCUGGAGGACAGUGCGAGCUACGAGGAGCAGGAGCUGCGCCGCCUCAUCUACUACGGGGGCAUCCAGCCGGAGAUCCGCCGCGCCGUCUGGCCCUUCCUGUUGGGCCACUACCAGUUCGGAAUGACGGAAGCCGAGAGGAAGGAGGUGGACGAGCAGAUCCACGCCUGCUACGCGCAGACCAUGUCGGAGUGGCUGGGCUGCGAGGCCAUCGUGCGGCAGCGGGAGCGGGAGUCCCACGCGGCAGCCCUGGCCAAGUGCUCCUCGGGGGCCAGCCUGGACAGCCACCUGCAGCGCAUGAUGCACCGAGACUCCACCGUCAGCAACGAGUCCUCCCAGAGCUGCAGUUCUGGCCGCCAGAACGUCCGCCUGCAGAGUGAUUCCAGCAGCAGCACCCAGGUGUUCGAGUCGGUCGACGAGGCGGAGCAGGCGGAGGCCGAGGGCCGGCCGGAGGAGAAGCAGCCCCGGCUGCCCAACGGGAGCCUGGCCAACGGGCCCUGCUCGCCGGACUCGGGCCACCCCUCCUCCCACAACUUCUCGUCCGGCCUCUCGGAGCACUCGGAGCCCAGCCUGAGCGCCGAGGACAGCGUCCUGGACGCCCAGCGCGGCGCCGUGCCGGGGCUCCGGCCGGCGGACAGCAGCGGGGCGGAGGACGGGCCGAGCAGCGAGGCCACCACGUCCCGGGACGAGGCCCCCCGCGAGGAGCUGACCGUGCAGGACAGCCUCGAGAGCGACCUCCUCGCCAACGAGAGCCUGGACGAGUUCAUGUCCGUCCCCGGCAGCCUGGACGUGGCCACCCUGCCCGAGAAGGAGGGCUGGGCCGGCCGGGAGGCCGAGCGGCGCGGCCACGGCGACAGCGAGGACAGCCUGUCCGAGGAGCCCGAGAUGGAGAGCCUCUUCCCGGCCCUGGCCGCGCUGGCCAUCACCCCGCCGGCCCUCACCGAGACCUCGCCCGUGUCCUCCAGCGGCGUCACCUACUCCCCCGAGUUGCUGGACCUGUACACGGUGAACCUGCACCGCAUUGAGAAGGAUGUGCAGAGGUGUGACCGCAACUACUGGUACUUCACCCCCACCAACCUGGAGAAGCUUCGCAACAUUAUGUGCAGUUACAUCUGGCAGCACCUGGACGUCGGCUAUGUCCAGGGCAUGUGCGACCUCCUGGCUCCGCUGCUGGUCAUACUGGACGACGAGGCGCUUGCUUUCAGCUGCUUCACAGAGCUCAUGAAGAGGAUGAACCAGAACUUCCCCCACGGAGGUGCCAUGGACACCCACUUUGCCAACAUGAGGUCACUCAUCCAGAUCCUCGACUCCGAGCUCUUCGAGCUGAUGCAUCAGAACGGGGACUACACUCACUUCUACUUCUGCUACCGCUGGUUCCUGCUGGAUUUUAAGCGAGAACUGGUGUACGAUGACGUCUUCUCCGUCUGGGAGACCAUCUGGGCGGCCAAACACGUCUCGUCGGCCCACUACGUGCUGUUCAUCGCCCUGGCGCUGGUGGAGGUGUACCGCGACAUCAUCCUGGAGAACAACAUGGACUUCACCGACAUCAUCAAAUUCUUCAACGAGAUGGCCGAGCGGCACAACGCCAAGCAGGUCCUGAGGCUGGCCCGGGACCUCGUGUACAAGGUGCAGACGCUCAUCGAGAACAAGUGAGGCCCCGCCGGCCGCCCGCCGCCCGCCCCGCCCCUCACGUUCCCUCCCGGCCUCCCCCAGGCCGGGUGCUGGUGUGUGUUCACGCGCGUGGACUCCCGUGCCAAGGCCAGCCGCCGCCCCCCGCCCCACCACGACCGUUGGCCGCCCACCAAGGGCCAGUUUCCGCCUUACGUUUUCCUGUCUCACCAAAGAUGGCACAAGCCCGGGGUCCUCCACCCUCGUGGGACUUGGGGGGUGGGGGGGCCGAUGGACCGCAUUGUCGGGGGAGCCUCUGGGUUUGGGGUUCCCGGAACGACCGCCGCCUUUCUGUCCCUCCGGCUGCUCUCUGGGUCCAGCCGGGUGGGGCGGGGCGAGGAGUUUUGGGGGGAAACCGAGGCCAGAGAGAGGCCUGCGCGCCCGCUCCAGCCUUCAGGGGGGUUGAGGAGUGACGGUCCCAGCAGGAGGCGGGGACCUGCGAGAGGGUCUCAGUGGGGGUCCUCAGUGCUAUUGUAAAAUGGGGUUGGGCCCGGGUCGUGGGAUGUCAGAUCGCAUCCCUGGCGCCCACCCGCUAGCUAGGUGCCCGGAGCCCCCUCCACCCGCCCCAGUUGUGGCACCCGAAAUGUCUUAGUCCUCGCAAAAGGAGGGGGAGGGCAGGCUGGCCCAGGUGAGGGGUGCUGGCUGGCCCGGAGCAGGGCAGGGGUGCUGUGGGAUCCCCUCCCCCACCCUGUGCCCUCGACACCUCCCCCCUCCCGACCAUCAGAGGAGGCGCGCUGCACACCGGGCCCCCCCGCCUCUCCUGGCUUAGGGGGUCUCUCUGUGCUCCAGCCCCCGCCAGGAGAAACUCCUCCUGUUUCCAGGGACGGUGCCUCUGGCAGGGCCAAAGGGAGCCAGAAAGCAACCAGCUGCGCCUGCCCAGGGACCCCCUGACACACACACUGCCCCCCCAGCCCCCAGCCUCUUGCUCAGAAGGCGUUGUCUUUCCCGCCCCCCCCCACCCCCGGGGCCAAGCACGCCUGAGGUGGGGAGGUGUGUGUCGGGUAGAGUCCCUUACGCAGUGCGGGUGGCGGGGAACCUGCCCCUCCGUUGCCCGUGUCCGUCAGGGACAGUGACGAUGAGGAGGGCAGGUCACCCGGGGCGGGAUCCUGGCACCAGGGUGCUGCUGGGGUCGGCACACAGCCCCCUCCCCGUCCUCACACCAGCCGCCAGGAGUCGGCCAGCAGACCAGGCCGGCAGUCGUCUGUCAUCCCUGGGGGCUGUGUCCCCAACUCGGCUCUGAGGAGGCCCAGGGCAGGGGUGUGGGAGGGGGCAGGAAUGCCCUCCCCAGAGAGGACAGGGCUUUCGAGAGGGGCUGAUGCCCAAGCAGCACUUUGAAGCAUGAGUCCUGCAGGGGGUCGAGAAACCCACCCCGCCUGCUGGCUGGCGUCCCCCCACGGGCCCCGCGCUGCCCGCUGUCCCCACGGGGGCCUCAGUCACAGGCGGGAUGGACGUGGUGACCGGGAUGGCCCGUGCCCGCACAGAGUGCCCCUUGCAGGUCGCCCUCCUCUCCCCGCCCCUCCCGCCCCUUCCCACGGAAACAGUCUGCAAACAGCCCCUCACCCGGCUGUCACCAUGGCAAUGCCCAGGUCCCGGGCCGGGUGGCUCCCGGCGACCCGGUCAGCAGGCUGGUCCCAAAGCACAGCCCCCCUCGCCCGUGCCCUCCUGUCCAGAGAUGCGUCGCGGUCGUGAUUUGGAACAGCUCGUACUCCCGUGGCUUUCCGUGCUGCUUCCGGUCUCGUACGUCUGUGUCCUCGUGUCCUGGAGCCGCCGAGCGUGUCCGUGGCGGGGGUGGGGGGUCCUGUCUGUGGAACACCCUCCUCCUCCUCUCAGUGUUACCAGCAUCUCUUCUGUUGACCACAGAGUUGUGUCUAUCUAGAGAGAAAGAAUAUAUAUAUAUAUCUAUAUUAAAAAGCAGACGUGUGUA
This is a messenger RNA of Sorex araneus (European shrew), 5284 nucleotides long. RefSeq names its product small G protein signaling modulator 1 (gene SGSM1). The transcript is spliced from 25 exons. Gene Ontology annotation, molecular function: GTPase activator activity. The record is from RefSeq and is a predicted model, not a curated record. Lineage: Eukaryota; Metazoa; Chordata; Mammalia; Eulipotyphla; Soricidae. Gene Ontology annotation, biological process: activation of GTPase activity. Bases 67 to 3345 code for a protein of 1092 amino acids.